Molecule: messenger RNA, 792 nt
Organism: Lachancea lanzarotensis
Lineage: Eukaryota; Fungi; Ascomycota; Saccharomycetes; Saccharomycetales; Saccharomycetaceae
Gene: AGE2
Product: LALA0S08e03048g1_1
Exons: 1
Coding region: 1-792 (263 amino acids)
Biological process (GO): endoplasmic reticulum to Golgi vesicle-mediated transport; endocytosis; intra-Golgi vesicle-mediated transport
Cellular component (GO): Golgi apparatus
Molecular function (GO): GTPase activator activity; sequence-specific DNA binding
Source: RefSeq, a predicted model, not a curated record
AUGAGCUCGCCUCCAGUUCGUAAGGUUUUAGCUACUCUAUUGAGGGACCCAGCCAAUGGGAACUGCGCAGAUUGUAAGACGGCUACACACCCAAGAUGGGCAUCUUGGUCUUUGGGGGUAUUCAUUUGCAUACGAUGUGCUGGGUUUCAUCGUUCUUUGGGGACUCAUAUCUCGAAAGUGAAAUCUGUGGACCUUGAUACGUGGCAAGAGGAUCAUUUACGGAAAGUUGUGGAAUUUGGGAAUAAUGCACAGGCCAAUGCCUUCUACGAGUCCAAGCUCGAGGAGACCACACCGGAUCCUUCAAAACUGGGUGAUUUUAUUAGAAACAAGUAUGAAUUGAAACGCUGGGAGGGCCCAGCAGGGUUGCCAAAAAAAUCGGUAAAUGUUGAAAAAUCAAACAACAGCACAACCAAUGGUGUGAGUGGGACAAAUACUUUGCAAGCGCUUUCUGGAAGCACCACAUCAACAAAUAGUUCGAACACUAAUUCAUCUGCCAAAACUACGCUUCUGAGUCGUUCCGCAACCCCGUCACAAGUUGAUCUCAACUUGACUGCACCCCCACCCCGCACAGCAUCGCGAACCACUCCUCGUGAACUCAAUGGGCGACCAGACUUGAAGAAAUCUAUUUUGUCGUUGUAUUCCAAACCACGAAACUCAUCUGCAAGCGUCGCUAGCGUUCAAAGUGGUGUGAGCUUGCCGAGUUCCAACAACAACUCGAAUAUUUCGAGUCCCAACGCAACCCCGGCCCCAUCGCUCGAAGAUAACGAGCUAUUUCAAAAUGUGUGGUCAUGA